UCAGUGGGAGAGAGCAUCCCAACAAAGGCAGCAGCGGGGAAACCCCUCGCGUACAGCAGUACCCUGUCCGAAACGCCGCGUUGACGAGCUAGUGUUGUCGCUGGCCUUCGCUCCUUGCGUGCCCCCCUUCGUUCUCGAACACGAGUGCGCGGCUGCUGCUGCGGUCGUCUUCGUUUUAUCUCCCGGUUGCCCUCUUCGACAAGCAAAGAGUCAGCAAGCGAGCAGCUGAAGGCCGCGUGCCGUGCGAGCUGAGGUCGUUCCUGAUUUUUUGUUGUUCGCAGCUGCCAAACACCUUCGCUCUGGCUGGAAAGGCGCGAAGCGUCAACGAUAUGACUUUCUUGGAUGUGAACGUGCGAAAUCCCAUCGUCCACCAAGUAAAAGGAGAUGUCUACACGUCAUAUGACAUUUCAAUUGAGACGAACAACAGCUGCUUCACAAUGUCGCGGUCGACGGUUCGAAGGAGGUACUCGGAGUUCGUCCACCUGAAAAGCCUACUCAAGGAACUGCAGCCUUCCUUGACUCCACCCCGCCUUCCAUCGAAGACGCUGAUGAAAAGAUUCGACGACAAGUUUAUAGAAAGCCGACGUGCAGGCCUCGAGACUUUCCUUCGAGACGUUCUGACAGAGCCGCUCUACCUUUCCAACAAGAGCCUGCACCUCUUCAUCCAGACCAGUUUGACCAUGAAGGAAAUCGAAGACGUCGUCAAAGGUGCAGAAGGCACCUGCAACCCGGAGACUAAACCGCCCAUAGUGCUCGCGCUCCAUGACGAAGUCUUUGACGAGACUGGUGACAGUGCGUACAAUUCCGCGGCCGAGGAAGUCGUCGCGGAAGGCAGCGCCACGGCUGCACCGCGAGGAAUCCUCCGCAAGACUGGUAGCGUCACCAUGCUCCACAGUUCCAAGUGCUGCAGCGGUGACGGCCACUGCCAUCUUCGCAUCGGCUCCAACAUCUGCGUCUGCACGCCGACGCUCUAUCCACCAUCUUGGGACAGGAGCGACGACAGCGGCAUUCUACAGAGCCUGCCCUGUCCACUGCCCAGUACUAGCACGCCCAUUCCGGCUUCGGAUGCCGCCAAGGACACCGGCGCCUGUGACGGCUGCCACAGCGAAGGCGCCAGCCCCGACCUUCGUGCCAGGGUCUCGAGGCUGCGCACGAGUGCCAGCGAUUCGUGCCUGGCGACAAUAGGCAGCAGCUUGAAGAAGCGCGUCUCAUUCUCGAGCGCCGUCGAAAUCAUCGACAGGGAGAAACACGGACGUCGCAGCGUGACGCUGUCGCCGCCGGUUCCUACCGCCUUCGUGGACGUCAAGACACUCCUUUCUUUUUGCUCCUCUUCGACUAGCGAACACACGUCUAGUUCCUGAGACGAGGACAACCGAUCACGUCGCGCAACAUUGCUCAGAGCAUUGUAUGGGCCUAUGCCGCGUUUGCAAACACGCGAGCCAAUCGGGAGCGCUGAACGCUCGCAGUGGGGCUGUUGUACCCCGCCUGAAGCUCGGUUCUAGUCACCGAAUACUCAUCACUCUAAAUUAACGCUCGAUAACGCGAGGUCGCUCACACGAUGCGUGUGGUCCUGCGUAAGCUGUGGCCAGCCCCUAGCACCUUCGACAUUUCGUCGCGUUUGUUCUCGAAAGUCGCUACAUUUAACGUCAGUUCAGGUGUAUCUAGCGCAACAAAGGUGCUUGCUACAGCGCACCCAUAAAUUGCGGCUGUAACACCACUGAAAGGCGCAUUUAGCUGUAUUUAUUUUUUUGCCAUGCGUAGCAUUUACAGCGACGUUUUUAGUGCAGACUUUACAUACAGCGGCAAAAUUUGCAGAAAACUAAGGUUAUCAAGAACAGUGAUACCUUUUUACAAAAACGGCAAUUUUUUUUUUUAUCCCAUCACGCGCGAAAUUUGUUGAUUUAAACGCGAAGAGCGACUUAUUGUAGUGAAUGGCUCACCUUGAGUUGUCGCAAAGCCCUGAGCUUGACAGGCGAUACCAUGUCCCAAACAGGCCGCAAUCUAAUAUGCUGCCUGAACUGUGAAUGCUUAGCGCCCGCAACUGGCCCGUGUGUUCGUAAAUGCGGCGUAGAUCUUGAUAGCGCUCUUAUAGAGUUGGCGACGUGCGUUGCACUGGUGGACUCCCUCGACUUUCUCGCACGUAUUUCUUGACGAGAAUCGUUUUGUGCCCCGUGAGUCUUCCAGCGUGUCAUCAUUGUCUCAUAAAUGCCGUUCGAACGUCAUUACAAAAGUGUUGAAGGGCACGCUGCGAUGUCCUUACAAUUUCACUUCACCACACGGACAACCACUCACGUACUAUGGUUGCGAAAUUUUUCGACUACUGCUCAUUGGCAGCUGUUCGACCUCAAUGUUCAUAGAAGGUCUGCUUGUGCUGUAUGUACUGGUCCCGUCCUCUGUUCCUGAUCGAUCGAUGAAUUUUGUGUGAAGAUCGACUUAAACAAGUAAACACGUGCGCGCAAAUGCAGGAGCUCUGUCGCUCGUGCAUUUCGCUGUGAUAUUUUAACAAGCUGGACAAUUAACUUUAUAUUAUACUGCGCGUUGUUCUGCAGACGUGGCAAUGUUGUGCUUUAGACCGAGAUAUUUCAGUGACUUGCAUGCCGUAAGAGAUGUAGCCUGUGUGACGCGUGUAUCUUUUUAUCUGCUACACUGAUGUACUGCUCUUUGACCCGUCUUUCGGCGAUCUGCAUGCGAGUGUUGCGUACACUGCCAAUAUUGACCGCGUUCGUUGUGAGGCUUCUGCAUGAGCUCGUUAUUGACGCUUUUGUCAGUUUUGAUUUUCACAGAGCAGUUUGAAACUAGAGCUUUCGAGAAUGCAAACUAGACUAGCAUAGACGUAUGCUAGAUAUUGACACCGUCCAUAGUGGAAGCACCGAGCACAUUGUUUCCUAUUGUUUCCUAUAGCUUGUAGAGUUUACGGGUCCUUGAGUUGUGCCAAAUUGUUUCCCGUCAUCUCGUGUACAUAGUUCACAUAUGGACUUUUAACCUUUUAACUUAAAUUCAUCACUGCGACUCCCUUACAUUGCGUAGUGACUGUGUCAUGCCACAUUUUAUACCGAGAACAUUUUUUUUGUUCUCAAAUGUUCGCGCCAUAUUGACUUUAUGUAUUUAAUAUAGAGAUUUCAUUUGCAAAUAAAGUUGUAGCGCGUGCAACCAU
Rhipicephalus sanguineus (brown dog tick) is the source of this 3154-nucleotide messenger RNA. RefSeq lists its product as uncharacterized. The record is from RefSeq and is a predicted model, not a curated record. Lineage: Eukaryota; Metazoa; Arthropoda; Arachnida; Ixodida; Ixodidae. Gene Ontology annotation, molecular function: phosphatidylinositol binding. The transcript is spliced from 6 exons. The coding region runs from base 330 to 1361 and encodes 343 amino acids. Gene Ontology annotation, biological process: intracellular protein transport.